Molecule: messenger RNA, 1040 nt
Organism: Camelina sativa (false flax)
Lineage: Eukaryota; Viridiplantae; Streptophyta; Magnoliopsida; Brassicales; Brassicaceae
Source: RefSeq, a predicted model, not a curated record
AAGAGAGCAAAUUAUGAAAAAGUCGUUUAUUCAGAGGCAUUUGACGAUAUAAAGGAGCUAACUUUCCCUCAUUUACAAUCUUUUCUUUCUUGGCUCAUGUUUUAAUUAGACAGACCCCCAUUUUCAUAUAAUUCAUUCAUUUAAUUUUAUUCAAUUUGUUAUCGGUGUAUAUCAUUCAUAACAACCAUCAUCAUCAACAAAUCAAGAAACAGUUUACAAAAAUAUAUGUCUAAUACGAGCUAUUACCGAUCACCGUUCGGAGACACGACUCACACCAAAGUGUUCGUGGGAGGUUUAGCAUGGGAGACUCCGACCGAUGAAAUGCGCCGUCACUUUGAUCAGUUCGGUGAGAUUCUUGAAGCCGUCAUCAUCACCGAUAAGACUACCGGAAAAUCUAAAGGCUACGGUUUCGUCACGUUUCGAGAGCCGGACUCCGCGACUAGAGCGGUCGCUGAUCCCAACCCUGUGAUCGAUGGACGAAAGGCCAAUUGCAAUAUUGCGUCUUUUGGACGGCCACGACCAUCGACGCCUCGAGGGCGAGGCCAAGGAGGAAGCCCUGGUCAAUAUCAAGGCGGUGGACAAUCAGGCUAUACUGGGAUGGCUGCUCCGCUGCAGCAGGCUGCGACUGCCCAACUUAUGUAUCCGUCGUAUGGGUAAGCAAGAAUGAUUUGUAACUAAAAAUUAAUGGGUUUAUAUAUUUAACCCGAAGGGUGUAAAGAAAUUUAUAAAUUUUGCAUAGACAAGGAAAUGGUCCAAUGCGAUAGAAAUGGUAAGAGGCAGAAGAUGAUAUUUAAUGCUUCAAUUUGCGCAAGUUGGAGUCAGCCAGUAAAUAUCAUGUUCAUAAUAUAUAUACUUUUAUCAAUAUACUAGUUAGCUAGUUGUCCCUAUAAAAAGCAUAUUAUGUAAUGAAGAUUAGUCGGACCAUCAUCGCAACAAUAAUAGUGAAAUAUGUCAAUGUCAUGUAUGUAUAUAAAGAGUACAUUUGUGUCUCGAUGAGUUUUGCAUGCACUAAAUUUGUCGAGGUAAAAUAAUUAACUAGA